AUGCAGAAGGCCAAGCGAACUGUGGAGACGGAAUACGCCGUAGUGGGCACCUGGGAGGAUACGAAUAUAACGCUGUCCGUUCUGGAGGCCUAUAUACCACGAUAUUUCCGCAAUGCCAAAGUAGCCUACUACUUGGGAAAAGAUCGCCUGUCAAGGGUAAAUCGCAAUAAUGUUACUCGCAUUGUUAGCGACGAAACCCGACUUAUUUUGAGGAAAAAUCUUACCAACGAGAUUGAGUUUUACGAGUUUUGCAAGCAGCGGUUGUAUCUUCAGUACGCGGCUUUGACUCAAGGAAUGAAAGUUGGGGAGGAUGACUACCUUUUGGUACCCGAACAGCAAAACGAUUACAAUGAGGACUAUUGAAAUAAACUUAUAGUAAGAACAAAUAAAAUACGUGAUAAGUCAGAAUGAAAUGUACAAUUAAAACUGAACUCAGGACUGUAAGAAUACAAAUUAAAAGAAACCGAACGUUGAUGCCA
Drosophila rhopaloa is the source of this 479-nucleotide messenger RNA. RefSeq names its product heparan sulfate 2-O-sulfotransferase pipe-like. The coding region runs from base 1 to 363 and encodes 120 amino acids. NCBI's taxonomy places the organism in Eukaryota, Metazoa, Arthropoda, Insecta, Diptera, Drosophilidae. The record is from RefSeq and is a predicted model, not a curated record. Gene Ontology annotation, molecular function: sulfotransferase activity. Gene Ontology annotation, cellular component: membrane. The transcript has 2 exons.